Ictalurus furcatus (blue catfish) is the source of this 3697-nucleotide messenger RNA. RefSeq names its product islet cell autoantigen 1 (gene ica1). Gene Ontology annotation, biological process: regulation of transport. The record is from RefSeq and is a predicted model, not a curated record. Gene Ontology annotation, cellular component: Golgi apparatus. Bases 143 to 1582 code for a protein of 479 amino acids. NCBI's taxonomy places the organism in Eukaryota, Metazoa, Chordata, Actinopteri, Siluriformes, Ictaluridae. The transcript is spliced from 13 exons. Gene Ontology annotation, molecular function: protein domain specific binding.
CAAACAGAGGAAGAGUGGAGAAACAGAGGACAUGCUAUAAAAUAAAAUAAAAUAAAAUAACUAAAACGCUACAGUUUCAAAGGCACGAGGUAAAAACAACGAACAUUUAACUGUUUACAGUCUGUUUCACUCAUUUGGAGACAUGGACAGCGGACAGUAUGCUUACGCCCGGGAGUACUUCGAUCGCUUUGUCCAGAGUCAGGACUCCUCGGUCGUGAAUAAGUUUCAGCAGAGAUACUGGAAGACCAAACAGACGCUGAUUAAAGUGACGGGGAAGAAAGAGGACGAGCAUGUGGUCGCGUCGGACGCAGACCUCGAUGCCAAGCUGGAGGUUUUCCACUCGGUGCAGAGGACAUGCAUGGAGCUCCUCAAAGUGAUAGAACAAUACCAGAGGAGAAUCUGUGUUCUGUCUCAGGAGGAGAACGAGUUGGGGCGCUUCCUGCGCUCUCAGGGCUCCCAGGACAAAAGCCGAGCGGGGAAGAUCAUGCAGGCGACAGGGAAAGCCCUCUGCUUCUCCUCUCAGCAGAGGCUGGCGUUGCGUGUCCCGCUCUGCCGCCUGUACCAGGAAGUGGAGACGUUCCGCUACCGAGCCAUCUCGGACACGUGGCUCACCGUGAACAGGAUGGAGCAGGCGAGGACGGAGUACCGUGGAGCUCUGCUGUGGAUGAAGGACAUCUCGCAGGAGUUGGACCCCGACACACACAAGCAGAUGGAGAAGUUCCGCAAGGUUCAGGCUCAGGUGCGUCUCACUAAGACCGGUUUUGACAAGCUGAAGAACGACGUUUGUCAGAAGGUGGAUUUACUGGGAGCCAGUCGAUGUAACCUGCUCUCUUACGUCCUCACGAACUACCAGACUACGCUGCUGCAUUUCUGGGAGAAAACGUCUCACACCAUGGCCGCCAUUCACGAGAGCUUCAAAGGCUGCCAACCGCACGAGCUCUCGGCGCAGAAGGAGAAUAAAGGAUCUGAUCCGGGAGCAAAGAAACGGACGAAGAAAAAAACCAAGACGAAAACGGAGCAAGAGGGGCCGAGUCCCGCCGUAGAAGACACGCUGAUUUCCCUGGACGAUGAGGAUCUGAAUAAGGACGCGACUCAGUCAGGAGCCGGCGAGGAGCCGCCGUGUGGCGUAGGAGCUCAGGAGAAGGACGCACUGAGCGCGCUCACCGAGAUCCUCAGCUCCAGUUCAGUGGAGGACGCCGAUUUCUCCCGAGAGUGGAGGGACGUGUUCGGGGAGGACGAGAGCGUGGAUGGAGGGACGUCUGCCGUCACAGAUGCUCAGCCUGGAAAGGAGGACGAGGAGGAAGAGUCGUUCUUCUUACCAUCACAACUCCUCGACCAGAACCUCCACAACCUGCAGUCCGCAGUGUCGGGAUGGAUUAUGGGUAAUUCACAAAGCUGCCCAGGGCCGAGUGAUCAGACCGCGGGAGCCAAUCAGAUCACAUCCAAACCGACAGCAAGGGACACCAGUGAAAGUGUGAAGGAUCGCUUUGCGUGGUUCAACCUGUUCGCUGAUCUGGAUCCUCUCACCAACCCAGACGCAGUCGGCCGAACAGACAAGGAGCACGAGCUCUUUACUGCAUAAGAGCAAAGUCCUUCAAGUAAAUUCCAUCCACUCUGCGGCCAUCUUAGAUACACUCUAAGCAUCUAAACGUCAUCUAUUUAAAAUGAGGAGAGACGCAUACAGUCGUGUGAAAAAAUAAGUACACCGCAUGGAAAUCGUUGGCUUUUUUUUUUUUUGAUAUAUAUGGACAAGCAACCAUUCGAUCAUUUUUGAAACAGUGCCUAUUAAAAAAGUUGAUCUACUUGAAGAAAACCGCAGGGAAAACCAGGUUUUUCAGUCAUUUAAUUCAACAGAAAUAUCAAUAGAUGUGAUAUUCUUCUGUGGAAAAAGUAAGUACACCCUUGGCGUCAGAAGCUAGUAUUGCGUCCUUUAGCAGAAGCCUGCUUCUUGUAGGCGUUUUGUGUAAUUGUCCAACCGGCUUGCUGGAAAUUUUUUACCGCUCUUCCAUGCGAUGUUCUUUCAGUUGCGAGAUGUUUGAAGGUUUUCUUGCAUGUUCUGCCCGUUUCAAAUCCUCCCAGAACAUCUCAAUGGGAUUCAAAUCCCGGCUUUGAUUAGGCCGUUCCAUAACCUCCUGUUUAGUGUCCGGGGGGAAAAUAAAAAAAUUAAAAAACACACAGAAAUGUAUGAAAUGUUCGUAUUAUGGUCUAAAGAAACUUUUGGGAACUAGUAAAUUCCCACUCAAUCCCAAAUUUAGUCAGUGUUUGUUAGCUAGCUGUCAACAUUUCAUACAGUCACUGUAGCAACCUGAAAGAAAUGUGGGCAUAUUGUGUUUUGGUAUCUACAGUCGUGUGGAAAAAAUAAGUACACCCCAUGGAAAUCGGGGUUUAUGGUAAAUGGAAAUUUACAUAUUUGGAUUUUGCAAACAUUUGAUCCUCUUUGAAGUAACGCCUAUUAAUUCAUAAAGUUGAUAUACUUGAACAAAACUUGAAGGUUACGUCAAGGUUGUGGAUGCCUAUGAGUCGGGCAAGGGAUUUAAAAAGAUCUCCAACUGAUUUGAAAUACAUCGUUCCACUGUAAGGAAAAAUCAUCUACAAAUGGUGCGGAUUUCAAGAACGACAAAUUCAGCCCAAGAUCAGACCGUCUGAUGCAAAAAGAAGUCUCCAAGAACCCCAAUAUUUCAUCACAGGAUCUGCUAGUAAGUCUUGUGACUGUUGGUGUCAAAGUGCAUGCUUCUAUAAUCAGAAAGAGACUGCGCAAAUUUGACCUGCACGGGAGGUGAGCCAGGAAAAAGCCUUUACAAGACUACAGCCUUUUGGAAUAAUGUGCUGUGGACAGACGAAUGAAAGAUAAAGUUGUUUGGCCACAGUAACAGCAGACAUGUUUGGGGUUGCCGCAUCGCCUCAGGGACUGGACAGCUUGCAUUCAUUGGUUCAACUAUGAAUCAUAUCAAAGAGUGCUUGAAGAUAAUUGUCAGGCCAUCUGUCCGAAAGUUGAAGUGGAACCCAAAGUGGACCUUAAAGUCCUAAGCACACGAGCAAAUCCACCAAGGAACGGCUCAGAAAGAAGAAAUGGAGGGUUUAAAAAAAAAAAUCACCUUGUUAUAACAGCUGCGCAAACUAUUUCAUCAUUCCUAACGUAUUUAGCUUCAACAUCUGUGCAGUUAAGUUCAUGUUCUGAAGUACUUUAAGUACUCUAAGGACACCGUCCUCCCUGCUGAGUAAUAAUCUAAUGCUAAACCAAAAAUAAAUCAUAUGUUGUCUUACAAAAGUGAAUACACUGAAUAUUGCUAGAGAAUUUGGUUACCAGAACCUGAAGUAACGUCUCGUAACACUUUCUAUGAAGGCCAUAGUUACAGUAUAAUAACCUUUGGAAACAUUCAUAACUUUUAUGAUGACAUUAUACAUGUUGUUAUGUAUUAAUCUAUUUAUAAUUAUUUAUUGACAUGCAUUACCGUUUGUAUCAACGUUACGCAUUAUGAAUUAAUACAUAGUGUUCAUAACACACAUCUCGCAUUACAACAGUGCCACAGAACCUUCUAGUGUGUGAUAGUGCAUUAUGUUUAGUUUUAGACAGAUUGCUUUUUCUAUUAUUAUUAUUAUUAUUAUUAUUGUUGUUGUUGUUAUUAUUUCUGUCAUACACUGUAAAUAAAUGUAACUUCAUAAAAAGCAUGAAUUAUAUAUUAAAUAAAAGGUUGUU